GCAUUGUAAGAAUCGGCCAGCGGGGGAGUGCAGUCAGGAGGCUGAUUACGAGUACUGACUGGGUUGCGUCCAGAUCAAGCAGAUCAAGCACUCUCACUCCAUGUCAUUCGUCCAUCCUGCACCCCCGUCACCUGCGGCGUCACGCGAGUCAUCACUGCCUAGCUAUUCAUUUUUGAUUCCGCGGUCUUUCCCCCCCGCCUCCCGUCCGGUGCGUAGCCCCGGACUAGUUGACAAUGGCAAAACCCUUUUACAGAUCAUCUCACCAUCCCCCCCACCAUCAUCCCCCGGGUUCCUCUUCCUUUCUCAUUUUAUUAGGGUUGGCCAUUCUUCUCUGACUCAUCGCCAAUCAUGGACAGCUACGACUGCUGAUACAGCUCAUCAUAGCUGCAUCAGCGGUGACAGAAACACCGAGCUAGAUCAUCUCAUCAGACGACUCGUCGGUCCCUCAGGGGUGGAGCCUAACGAUGCCGACGGAAUCAUCUCCGUUCCCAUCCCUCACACCUUCGACCUCAUCAGCACUGUCCUACCUUUCUUCAUCUCAAUUCAUCAAAUGCGCCAUCUGUGGAUCAGGUGCUCUUGAUUCUGGAUCUAGUCCAAGACAUCAAGAUCGACAUGGCGUCGUUUUGCUCGUUUCGCCUCCCGAGCGGAUCUGCGGGUCAUGCGUCAGAUCGCAAGACGGCAGGUCUCGUGCCGUCGAUUCCUUCGAGGAGGAGAUGGCAUCAAUGAGCGUUACAGAUCUCGUUAUCGAGGAAGCAAGAGAAGGGGAGAACAGUGAAGGAGCGAGCGACGAGGAGCGCGGGAGAAUCCCAAGCGUACAUGCCGCAACCAGAUCUCGACCAAUCCCUUUUCGCGGCAGUGUCUCGUGCCAGAGUCGAUCCGACAGCCAGUCGCAAUCCUUGCCCGCACAGCAUUCGAGACAAUGGAAUACAUUAAGCCCGAGCAUUCCAGCGAUCUCAGAGCAACCCGCUACCGAUAUUAUCUGGGACGAGGCUGAGGAGGACGAACCCGUUCUUAAUCCCCUUCUAGACGUCACGAAGCUCAGAGUAUCGAGUGCUGGACGAGGAGCCCUGUUCGCUGGUAGCAUCUUUCGAGGUACGCAAACGAGUGGCAGAAGCGCGUACGAGGUGGAGGUCAAGUUUUUAGAUGUCAACCUUGCCGAAUCCACGGUGUCCGGCUACCUCUCCAUCUCUCAUUUAACAGACGCACACCCGCAUCUCACGACCUUCUUCACCGGCGAGAUCAUCGGUCCGAAAUUCGGUUUCCUCACUGGCGCGCGGUAUGGUGCGACAGAACACGAUGACAUGCGGCACUGGGGCAGGUUCGAGCAGUUCAGACGCCCGUCGACACGGGCAGACAUCUUGCGACCAGACAUGGUUUUCCGAGACCCGCUGCCCGAUUGGAGUCGCGGUGAAACGCAGGCUAAAGAACGUGAUUUCGUGUUCUUGAGGCUAAAAGAGAGGUUCUUGGUGCCCGAUCAUACCGUCAGAGAUAUCAGCGGUGCCAGCUUUGCCGGCUUCUAUUUCGCCAUGAUUGAUCUCGCGCCUUCAGCUACUGCCGAUGAAACGCCUGCCAGCCCCUCAUCGCCUACGAUCCCCAAAACGGCUUUAUCAAUCUCUCCAACGAGCCCAACUGUCUUCAGACGCAUGUCCUCAUCAGGAGACCGUGCGCAUCUCCCACGGAGAAGAAGCUCCUCCGUCAAAGUCAGAGAAGAGGUCUCGCCACCACGAAGCGAAGCCACCAUCAGGGGAUAUUACUUCCAUUCUUUGAAUCAGGAACCUUUUCAAGAGCUGUUCCUCACUCAUGUACCGGCAAAGAGUGACGGUACGUUUGAAAUGCGUUGAUUUAUCUCUAGCACAUUUACUGUUGUUAUUCUCAUUCCUCGGUUGUACAUUGUUAAGCGGAUUCGUCAGAUAUAUCUCAUGCUCGUUGUACUUAUGAGGGCGGAUCGUCUCGAUGAAUGCAUGUGAACGUCCAAUGUAUGCGCUAAUGGCCAGGCCACGCCACCAAGAUACAGAACCAAAGCGCGAGCCAUCUGGCGAGAUCUGCAAGCCUGUUGAUAGGCCGCCUCGAGCGAACGCAGGCUUUGAACCGGUCCUCGUCAUGCCAAAAUGCAAAGAC
Messenger RNA from Kockovaella imperatae, 2118 nucleotides. RefSeq names its product vacuolar import and degradation protein-domain-containing protein. The transcript has 4 exons. Gene Ontology annotation, cellular component: extrinsic component of membrane; GID complex. The record is from RefSeq and is a predicted model, not a curated record. Gene Ontology annotation, biological process: protein targeting to vacuole; protein catabolic process in the vacuole; proteasome-mediated ubiquitin-dependent protein catabolic process. The coding region runs from base 465 to 1841 and encodes 458 amino acids. NCBI's taxonomy places the organism in Eukaryota, Fungi, Basidiomycota, Tremellomycetes, Tremellales, Cuniculitremaceae.